Messenger RNA from Emiliania huxleyi CCMP1516, 914 nucleotides. RefSeq lists its product as hypothetical. Gene Ontology annotation, molecular function: protein binding. Lineage: Eukaryota; Haptophyta; Isochrysidales; Noelaerhabdaceae. The record is from RefSeq and is a predicted model, not a curated record. Bases 1 to 774 code for a protein of 257 amino acids. The transcript is spliced from 6 exons.
AUGCGGCCAACCGCGCUGGCGGACGUCGGCUCGCUCGCCUCGCUCGCGGCUCGGCCAGGCGACGGCUCUAUCGCCAAUGACCAGGCCACCUCGAUGGUGCUCUCGGCACGGGAGAGGAGCUGCUCCGUACAGAGCGACUCAGACUCGGGUUCGUCGUGCACCACAGAGUACUCUUGGCGCCGGCAGGUCAUCGAGUACCCUUGGGCCGAGCCCAGCUUCACGGUCCGCUCCGCGCUGCUUGCGCCGUCCUCCUCGCCCGUCACCGUCUAUGCGCCCCUCCCCGUCCCGGACGCGAAGCGAAUUGCGUGCGGACAGCGGGGCCUCUCCCUCUUCGCCGCGUUGGGCCACCACCAGCGGCUCGGCGAGGCGCUCAAUGUAGCCGUGGUGGUGAGCACACAAGUCUACGAGGGCGUCUCGCCGCUGAGCCUGCACGCCGCGCUCAACCAGCCGACGCAGCUCAAGCGCGAGAUCUCCGAGAUCAAGCGCGAGAUCUCCGAGAUCGAGCGCCAGCCGCGCCGCAUCCCGAGCCAGCGCGACUGCGACGGCGACCGCACACCGCUGCACUGGGCGGCGGCGCGCGGGAACUCGCACUGCGCGGCGCUGCUGGUGGCCGCGGGCGCCGACGUGCUCGCCACUGACCGCGCGGGGCUUACUCCGGCGAGCCUCGCCUUCUCGCUGCGCCAGUGGUCCACCUACGCCUUCCUCGCCGAGCGCGAGCGGGAGGCGGGCGAGGCGCGGAGCUCGAGGCAGGAGUGCGAGGACGACGACGUCUGAGAGACGAAAAUGCGCGAUCGCCGGCGCCGCGCCGGAGUGAGUGUGCACGGGCCGCUGUGAGGAUGUUUUCCGUUUUCGGUUAGUUAGGGGUCUGGGCGUCUGGCUGCCGUAGUUGAGCGCUUCGAUUUUCCAAAAUCCUG